Molecule: messenger RNA, 1845 nt
Organism: Neurospora tetrasperma FGSC 2508
Lineage: Eukaryota; Fungi; Ascomycota; Sordariomycetes; Sordariales; Sordariaceae
Exons: 3
Coding region: 1-1779 (592 amino acids)
Biological process (GO): mitochondrial lysyl-tRNA aminoacylation
Cellular component (GO): cytoplasm; mitochondrion
Molecular function (GO): lysine-tRNA ligase activity; ATP binding; tRNA binding
Source: RefSeq, a predicted model, not a curated record
AUGAUUUUCUUGCGGCCGUAUGCCUGGAAGUGGAAGCCAGUGGGCGCCCGCAACACGGCGUACCUGCGCUUCUACCACCUGGCUCGGCAGCAUGAGUUGAUACAGUCCAAUGCCCUCAAGUAUCCCCGCAUUCGCCAUGAAGGCGGUGCGCCCAUGCGGAUCCCCAUCUUCCGGGAGAAGUUUAAGGAUGUUGAGAUGGGCAAGCAUGCCGACGAAGAGGUCAUCAUUCAUGGCCGGGUACAGUCUGUCCGUCGGGCCGGCAACAAGCUCAUGUUCCUCGACCUCAAAGGCGAGUUCGAGCAUGUUCAGGGACUCUGUAACUUCAAUAAGCUGCAAGUUACAGGAGUCGAGCUAGGAGAAUUUAAGGCGCUUGCCAAACUGUUGAAUAGAGGCGAUAUUGUCUCCAUCACCGGCCGAGCAACCAAAACACCGACUGGUGAACUGAGUAUCGAAGCCACAAGGCUGCCCGAGCUCCUAACUCCAGCAUUGGCUCCCCUGCCCUUCAAGCUCGAAGAUGAGGAAGUCCGGAUCCAGCACCGUCACAUUGACAUGCUGGUCAACCGCAAGACCAUCGAUACUCUCCGGCUGCGAUCGCACCUGAUCAAGUACCUCCGCGACUUCUUUCACGAGCGUGGCUUCCUCGAGUUCCAGACGCCCAUCCUCGCCGAAAACGCCAGCGGUGCCACCGCCCGGCCCUUCACCGUCACCGCGUCCGAGACCUCGGUGAACAAGAACCUUGCGAUGCGCAUCGCCCCCGAGCUCUGGCUCAAGCGUCUGGUCGUUGGCGGCGUGGACAAAGUUUUCGAGCUCGGCCCUGCUUUCCGCAACGAGGGCAUCGACCAGACGCACAACCCCGAAUUCACCAUGUGCGAGUUCUACAACGCCUACGCCAACCUGGACGACCUCAUAUCACUCACCGAGGAGCUCAUCUGCGGCGCCGCCUCACACUGCCGCGACCUGAUCGCCACCAAGCUCGACUCUUUGCCUGCCAUCGACAUGUCGCAGUAUCAGCGGCCUUUUCAACAACUCGAAUUCAUACCCGCCCUUGAAUCCGCCCUCGGCUUCAAGCUCCCCGACCUCUCCACCUCCUCAUCGCACGAGGACCUCCUCGCUCUUCUCAAGCAGCACAAAAUCGAGGUCCCGGGACUGAACAAACCCGACAUCACGCUCGCCAAGCUCCUCGACAACCUAGCCAGCGAAUUCCUCGAGCCUUACUCCCUAACCAAACCGCUCUUCAUUAUUCACCACCCAGUCUGUAUGUCACCCCUCUCCAAGAGCUUUGUCUGCCCCAAAACAGGCCAACACGUGUCCGCGCGCACGGAGCUCUUCAUCAACGGCAAGGAGCUCGCAAACAUGUACGAAGAAGAAAACGACCCGGCUUCGCAAAGGCAAAAGUUUGUGGACCAGCUCAACGCCGCCAAGCGCGAGGCUAGCUUAGCUCCCGGUGUGUACAACGAUGAAGGGGAGUCGGCAAUGGAGGUGGACGAGAGUUACGUCCAGGCCCUGGAGUCCGGACUGCCGCCAACGGGCGGGUGGGGGUGUGGGAUUGAAAGGAUGGUGAUGCUAUUUAGCGGGACGAAGAGGAUUAGUGACUGUUUGAGUUUUGGAAACUUGAGGCAUGUUACGAACGUUCCUGGAGCGGUCAGGACGGGUGAGGAUGAGGAAAAGGCAAGGGAGAUGAUGGAUGAGGUGGAGAAGAAGGGAGCGAGGGAGAGGAAACGGGAGAAGGGAAAGGAGAAGGAGAAGGAGGUUAUGGAUGUCUCCGACGGUGAGGCUUGAUUUCGCAGUUUGCCUUGGUGUUUUUUGUUGUUUGUAUGUAUCAUUGUAUGAUUAGCGUGUUAGCGA